CUUGACGCCACGGAUGCUUACUGUUGCGUAUAUAUAAAAGACACUGUACUCUUGCGUCUCAGUAGACGAAUCUCAAAGUUUUUGUGAAAAACAUGGCAAGCAAAUUGGUAGUGUUGGCUCUUACAGCCGUAAUUGCUACAACAAUGGCUCAAUACGGAGGGAAUGAAGGAGGUUUUGGAGGAGGUUAUCCUGUGGGUGGCCAUGGAUCACACGGUGGUGGACAAGGUGGAUUUGGAGGAGGUGUUCCCGUAGGAGGACACGGACAUGGUGGUAGUGAACAUGGCGGAUUUGGAGGCGGUAUCCCCGUGGGAGGUCACAGACAAGGUGGUGACCAACACGGUGGAUUUGGAGGAGGUGUUCCCGUAGGAGGACACGGACAUGGUGGUAGUGAACAUGGUGGAUUCGGAGGCGGUAUCCCUGUGGGAGGCCACGGACAAGGUAGUGGUCAACACGGUGGCUUUGGAGGAGGUGUUCCUGUAGGAGGACAUGGACAUAGCCACGGAGGUUUUGGCGGUGGCCAUGGUGGAUACGGAGGACAUGGAGGACAUGGAGGACAUGGAGGAUUCAACUAACUAUGUAAUAGAUUAUGCAGAUCAAAAACCAAGUGUUGUUAAUAGUGAUAUGAUGACAAUUGUUUUCUCAAUUUCAACAUCAAUGAAUAGAGGAGUGCCAUAAAAAAGCAUUCUUGUUAUAAAUUACAACAACUUUUAUACUUCUUAAUCGGAUUUGCAAAUUUUUUAUAGAAGUUAACUCGUAAAGAAUUCACUUUUAUUUUACAAUAAAACUCAAUUUUAUAAAAAUAUCAAUUUUUUACUAUAUAAAAAUUCGUUAAAAAAUAAUUUUAUGCGUAAAAUCAUAAAGAAAAUAUUUUAAUUGUAACAACAAAAUUGUAAUAAUUGCAUUAAUUACAUUUUUUCGGAUCAAUCAAGCUUACUCUUAUAAAUUUAUUGUUCUGAAGCAUAAGCGUCAAUAUUUAUCUGUAAAAUAAGAAAACUAUAUAGAUUAAGUAAAUUAAUUCUGAAUAGUAGAGUUAUUUUGAAUUAAAUAUUACACAAUUGAAGCAGAAUCGGUCCUGAAAAUCUACAUAAUAUUUUCUAACUGAAAGUUUUUUUUAGUUAAAUGUUGAAGCACAAAUGGUACUUAUCUCUACAACACAAGUUAAUCGUGAUAAACACUAAAAGAUAUAAUAAAAUAUGUUAUCUAUCCAGUGAAACAUUUCGUUACGCAAAGUAAAAUAUAUAUAAAACACAUUAAGAUAUUGCACAUUUAAUGUAAAUAGUUGUAAUUAUUUCGAGAAAUCGUUAAUAAAGUCUGGUCAUUAUGGCUUGGUAUUACGAUAUCUCAAUUUUAUAUAUUUUUCAAAAAGUGUACUCAUCAGAUUUCGUAUCUUGAUUUACAAGUCAUAUCAUUUUUAAUACACAAUUGUAUUGCAAGUAUAGAAAAGUAUUACAACGAUUGACAACAAAAAGACAGGCGUACUUUUACAAUUCGCAGUAACACCCAUCACCAAGGUGUAUAGAAACUUCUAUGUCAUACAGCCAUGUGAGCAUGGUUUUGUUAUGCAGGCGCUACUCGAUGAAAGUAUCGUCGAGUAAAUUACCUUAAUGAUGAAAAUAUUAUCAUUAAGGUAAAAGAAAUUAACAAACAUUAAGCAUAUAUGAAAACAAAAUGAGAUUUGUUUUCAAUCCUAUCUUUGCAUCUUUGUAUCUUUGAUUUGUUAAUCAAAUUACGCAAGAAUAUGUAUUUUAACCGUCAUCUCAUAUUGUCCCGUAGGUAUGAAAAAUCGGAUGAAAUUGAAAAUUUCUUUUGCAAAUCGACCAAAAUAUAAAAUGUAAGUAUGUUAUAAAUUUUUACUUUACUUUGAUACAGGCUACGGUUAUUGAGGAGUUCAUAUCCCAGUCUUUGUAAUUUUGCAGCUGAUUGCAUAAUAUUGGUUUUUCAAAGUGAUUAAAUAAAUACGUGUUAAGCAAUAUUCAGUAAACGUAGUCGCAUUUGAAAUUCCUUUUUUAAUCAUUCAAAAAUAUUCAGUGGUUUCCAACUGACAGUAUUUUGAAAUUCUAAUGUAUUGAAUCAGAGCAAAUUGCUUUUUUCAUUUUACAUCGAAACACAAAUGGGUUUCGUUAUCUUUUUAUGAGUAUAAUUGUUAUUCGCGUCUAAAGUCAGGAUCCAACGUUUAACUGUAAAUAUUUAGCAACUAUAUUUCCCUGUCACAAUUAUCAUUGCGCAAUCACUAUAUUGUUUUCAGUUUCCGCGUGAAUCAGCGUCAUUACAUACGAUAUUAUUUUUAAUUGAUCGAUUUUCAGAAUGAUUUUAAUGCCACGGGAAAAUGUAUAAAUAAAGUUUUGCGCGGACAUACGAAGAAUGCGUAUGAAUAAAAUACCAUAAAUAACUAAGGUCGCCGUGAAAAUACGAUCUUUCACACAGUUAACAAUGCGACGUGUUCGCAUAUUAUAUUAGCAUCGCAUUAGUUAUUCGGCGAGUUGGAGGAAUGACCAAAGCACGAUCGGCACAAAGUCUACCAGUGCCAAUAAAACAUCGCAGUAAUAGCGACGUGUUGAGUCUCUUGCUAGUGAAGAACUUGGUUGUACGUUAUUUGAGAUUUUUUUAACCGGAAAAGUAAUUUAUAAGAAGAGUGUUUGUGGAAAACUUUGUACUUGACAUUCUAUGAAGUAUAAUAGAUGGUACUUUUAAUCAGCGAACGUCACUGGUGUCUUUUUUGCUGACGAUAAAACCACGGAUUGUUUGAUAUACAAGAAUCCGGAUUCUGAAAGAAAUAAUACGAUCAGCGCGCUGUGGCACUCAUUAUUGAUCAUUAUUAAGCAACUAGUGUAUAUAAAGUUUUAAUCUUAGCUCGCCGAGAUCAUAUCGCAGUAGAAAAAUCCAAGAUUUUGCACUGUUGAAAAUGGUGACGAAACUAUUCGCGGCAAGCACUGCUAUCAUUUUACUCGGAAUUACAACUGAAGCCACCGCUCAAUUUCGAUAUGGAUAUGGUCACGGAUAUAACCACCACUCUCACCCUUAUUAUCCACAGCAGAGACCAAGCUAUGGUAGCUUCAAUGGAUAUCCGCAACAAAAUACAUAUGAACAACAAUUGCCUCCUGGUGUCUCGGUACAGGAAGCCGAGUGGGUGUGCAAAAAUCCUAAAACGGGCGACAUGAUGAUUAUUGCCACAGAUAGCAUUGGUUCAAAAAGUAAUAGUCCUGUCCAUUUGCAUAAAGUAGAUUCACCAAACAACCAAGCCCACUAUAUUCAACCUCAGAUAACGUUUGGUAAGCCAUCAAUUUCAGAAUUAAACCCGACUUAUACUACAACAGAAAAGAGUCCAAUUUGGCAAGGUGGCAACUAUUACCAACCGCAACAAUCUCAAGUUAAUCCAACAACAGAAAUUUAUACAACAAUUAAGAAAGAACAAGGCCCAGUAUGGCCAAGUGGAAAUAUUGCGACUACGAAGAAAUCAGUUUAUAAAACUACUCCACAACCUGUUAAACCAAUCUGGUCUAGUAAUGACGGGACUGAAAAUAAUAACAAUGGAAAGAAGGGAUUCACGGUCGAGGAUGAACCCACGACAGAGUUACCAUUCUAUAUUAAUCCAUUCCUCAUUCCGACUACUCAGAAACCACAAACAACAACGACUUCUACUAAUUCUGAUGACGAUGGUGAAGAAAUCGAAAUUGUCUUCGGAUAAAGUAAUCAAACAUUGUUAGCACUGCUAUUCUAAAAUGUGAAUGAACAUUAAUUAAUAUAAUUGUAAGAAAAAGAAAUCAAUUAAACAUUAAAAGAUUCUUUUAGAACUUGUAUAAAAAAACAACAAAUUACAAAACAAUAAGGGUGAAUAACAAUGAAGCAAACCGGACCUUGGUGGUUUAGCUGUGACAAACAAUUCUGAUGUUUUAGUAUCUUGUUAAAUAUAGUAAACCAAUUAUCUUCCAUAAAUUGAUAACCAAUACUAUACAUUAUUCUUUUACUUUUAUAUAAGCUAGAUGUUUAACGUGUUUUUUCUAUAACAUUUUAGCUAAUAUUCAAGUUUGUUCAUCGCGUAAUGAUGAGUAUAUCUAAUUGUGUAUGUUUCGCAGAGAGAUAUAUCCUUUAUUUAGUGAUUUUCUUAUCUUCAUAAUUUUAUAAUUAAAUUUUUAUACGAGUACCAAGAUUCUACCCAAGCAUUCAGGUAAAAUAAUUUAUCUACUAACGUUUUUAAGAGCAAAUUUCAAUUUUCAAAGAAUUCUUAAUAUUAUUGCACUUGAAUAUCAUAUAACAGUUAAGUUAAUUAAGUUAAAGUAAAAAUUCAUUACAGUAACAGAAAUAUUCAGAAAUAUAAAGUUAAGUGGAAAGUUGAAAUGAGAAAUUAGAAUCUGUGAUUCGAUAUUUAAACCAAAUACUGUAAUUAAAGAAAUACAAAGAAAGCUUAAUAUGUCACUGUUUAUUAACUUAAGUAAGAGUCUAAAUUAUCUACGUAAUUUUUCAUAAAACUGAAUUUCUGAAAUAAAAAUAGCAGUGAAAAAGGAGAUGAAAGGUAGGUUUCAAAAGCAAAUAUGAACCGAGGAAAAUAACUAUAUCAUCCGAGACUCGAUUAACUUGUUUACAAUAAUAGAAAAGCUUUUUGUAAAGUCACAAUGUAAAAUAAAAUUGAUAUAAAAUAAAAUUGAUAUAUUUCAUAAAAUCAUUCUUGCCGAAUUCACCGAAUAAACAGCCGAGUAAAAGUCUACCUACAUUUAUUAUAAAGUAAUUAUUACAUGCUGUAUAUGAUACAUAAUAAUAACAA
Messenger RNA from Phymastichus coffea, 4759 nucleotides. RefSeq lists its product as uncharacterized. Bases 2903 to 3685 code for a protein of 260 amino acids. Lineage: Eukaryota; Metazoa; Arthropoda; Insecta; Hymenoptera; Eulophidae. The transcript is spliced from 4 exons. The record is from RefSeq and is a predicted model, not a curated record.